AUGGGGCCCUCGGGGUGGUUAGAAGCACGGACUAAUCAUCACGAAUAGUGGUUCUACUGGACAAUUGGGGGCGAAGACGCUGACCGGAAAGCGUCAGUGGUCACGUUGAUAUUCACGGUACUCUUCAUUCUUGGUCGAUACAUUCUUCCGAUUCCUUAUUGGUAUGUCUUCUCUUGUGCAUACUACUCAGAGGUGCAUCAGAUCUUGAAACCACACUUUCCCCGCUUCACCGACCUCUUCAUCUCCUGCCCUGUUUUCUUAGAUGUACUCAACAUUGUUUGGGGCCUUCCUAUCUAUGGAAUUUCGAAGAAGGCCUUGAUCACUCUAGGUUAUGUUAAGCAAAAUAAAAUAUCUACUGGUAACGGUUCAGUAGCAUGUCAAAUAAACGGUUCGGUUGAAGCAGUGUCGAACGGAAAAUUACACGAGCACUAG
This is a messenger RNA of Rodentolepis nana, 432 nucleotides long. The record is from the annotation of a GenBank genome assembly. NCBI's taxonomy places the organism in Eukaryota, Metazoa, Platyhelminthes, Cestoda, Cyclophyllidea, Hymenolepididae.